AUGCAGCCAACGUUUCCUCUCUCUCUCACGAUUCUUCUUCCUAUCGUUCUUAAAUCCGACCACCGUUACGGCUACACACCACUUCCUCAGCGUCAUUCUCCUACGAGUUAUCACAAUUCAAUGGCUUUAAUGGCCUACAGUCCACAAUCCGCUCCUCCAUCACCUUCCACUCUGUACCUUAUAUAA
This is a messenger RNA of Arabis nemorensis, 186 nucleotides long. The record is from the annotation of a GenBank genome assembly. NCBI's taxonomy places the organism in Eukaryota, Viridiplantae, Streptophyta, Magnoliopsida, Brassicales, Brassicaceae.